Messenger RNA from Suhomyces tanzawaensis NRRL Y-17324, 1302 nucleotides. RefSeq lists its product as uncharacterized. The record is from RefSeq and is a predicted model, not a curated record. Bases 1 to 1131 code for a protein of 376 amino acids. The transcript has 2 exons. NCBI's taxonomy places the organism in Eukaryota, Fungi, Ascomycota, Pichiomycetes, Serinales, Debaryomycetaceae.
AUGUCUGCCAAAACCCCUGAUUAUACCAUUGCCAACUCCGACGUCGUCUCCAAGUACAAGACCGGUGGAGACAUCACCAACAGAGUCUUGCAACAAGUCAAGGAGCUUGUUGUUGACGGAGCCACCACGUAUGAGAUUUCCAUCAAGGGAGAUGAGCUCUUGAACGAGGAAUUGUCUAAGAUCUACAACUCCAAGAAGACCUCCAAAGUUCCAAAGGGCAUUGCUUUCCCAACCUGUGUCAACCCCAACCAUUUCCCAGCCCACAUUGCUCCAAUUGACAAGGAUGACGAAGCCAACAUCACCUUAAAGACUGGCGAUGUGGUCAACGUUAUGUUGGGUGUCCAACUUGACGGGUUCCCAGCUAUUGUCGCCGACACCGUUGUGGUUGGCUCUAAGGACGCUCCAGUCGACGGUAAGAAGGCUGAUUUGGUUCAUGCCGCCUGGUUGGCCUCCGAGGCCGCCUUGAGAACCUUCAAGCCAAACAAGAAGAACUGGGACGUCACCAACAUCGUUGCCAAGGUUGCUAAGGAAUUCGACACCACUCCUGUCGAAAGCAUGUUGACCCACAACAUCGAAAGAAACGUGUUGUACGGAGCCAAGGAAGUGAUCCUUAACCCUUCCAAGCAAAACAAGGAGCAGAUGGACACCCACAAGUUCGAGGAAAACGAAGUCUACGGCUUGGACAUUUUGAUCUCCACCUCUGCCGAUGGUAAGGUCAAGGCUUCCGAGUUGAAGACCAACUUGUACAAGUUAACUGGUACUUCGUACGCCCUCAAGUUGAAGAUGUCCCACAAAGUUUUGGGAGACGUGCGUAAGACCUCCACAGGCCCCUUCCCCUUCAAUGUCAGAACCUUGGAAGAGCCCAAGAAGGCCAGAUCCGGUUUGCACGAGCCUGUCAACCACAAGGUGAUGUUGGCCUACGACAUCUUCACCGAAAAGGAGGGCGAGUACAUUGCCCAGUACUUCACCACUUUUGGAAUCACCAAGAACGGCAUUGUCAAGUACACCUCACCUGUGUUCGAGGAGGGUCUCUACAACACUGACAAGAAGAUUCAGGAUGAGGAGAUCUUGAAACUCUUGGAAGAGCCUUUGAAGGUUGAAAAGAAAAAGAAGGCCAAGGCCGCCAACUGAGCGUGCUGGCGUAGGUAAUGCUCUAUUCGUAAUGAACGUACUAAGCAAAGCGUAAGAAAACCAACUGUAUAUACUAUCAGAUGAUAGCUUAGCAAAGCGGAGCUAUUUUCGAAUGACAAGCUCGUCAAUUAUUUGAUUAUUUAAGUAAGAUAAUAAUAUAUCUGUUGGCUG